Molecule: messenger RNA, 4881 nt
Organism: Paramuricea clavata
Lineage: Eukaryota; Metazoa; Cnidaria; Anthozoa; Malacalcyonacea; Plexauridae
Source: the annotation of a GenBank genome assembly
AGUAACGUCUAGUAAAGGUAUAAAUUUAUGAAUGAUAUUUCAAUUGUCUGAGAUUGCUUUUACAGGAAGUUUGGAAUAUACCGCAAAGUAAAAUGUCGUUUAUUUUAGGUUUUUGCAACCUCUCCAGAUAAUGUUCUCUCAGGUUUUGUCUCAGAGGCCUCUAAAGUCAUCUUACGGAUUCGCGAUCGCGACUAUAAUUCCUCCGAGCUCCUAUUUGAUAUCUCCAGAAAUAAUGCGUCUCAACAUUUUAUUAUGGACUGGCAGAGUAGCGCUGUCAUUGUAGAAAUACAAUUUCAGAGAUACUAUUAUUCAAAUAAUAGAGUCAAGAUAUUUCUCACAAGUCGACCAAGUAAGUUUUCAUCUUUUGUAAAUACUUUGAGAACAGGUAUCGCUUAAUUCUUGCCAAUAUAUAUGGUAAGUCACAUUGCAUAACACUAAAAAUAGUUCUAGUAAUUCGACGUUGUGUUCGGUCGACAUCCGUACAGCCUUGAGGAACAAGGAAGAGUUUCGCUCUCGACUAAUCGGUGCAUUUGUUGACAUUUUCCAUAAUUGGUUAUUACUUCCGGUAAAAAACACACAUUUGAACAAAAAAUAUAGGGUCUUAAAUAAAGCUUCGAGGGGGUGAGGAUUUUAAAUUUUUUGAUUGGAUUUAACGUGACAAGGUAAAAUAAGUAAAAUAAGAAAUUUUCUAAAAAUUUGCCGCUGUGAUGUGCGUUUUCUUGCCUAGUUUUAAAGUUAUCGGCAUUCGAACAGCGGCGUAUAAAAAGCGCGUAAGUUCGAAUGCCGAUAAUUUUAGAACUAGGCAAUAAAACGCAAAUCCCAGCGGCAAAUUUCUAGAAAAUUUCUUAUUUAACCUUGUCACGUUGAAUCUAAAAAUCUUGACCCCCUCGAAGCUUUUUUAGACCCUAGAUUUUGAGUAUAGACGUUCCCUGGUUAAAUGAUUUAUUCUUCACAAGCUUUCGACUGUCAGUCUACAGUCUUCAACGGGUAGAUUAUAAUGAAAGUGAUGCGAGGCAUAUUUAAACCUGUCCAAAUGUUUCGAAUUCCAACGUUUAAUCAUUUGCGUUAAUCAUACUAACUACCAGCCAAUAUUUUCUCUUCAAACAUUUGCUGGAGUACCCUACUUAGCAAUUUGGAAGGUUAGGUGCAAACUGUGAACCUAGUAGGUGGUCUUGCAACAAAUUGUUGUUCCGGCGUUCCGCAAGGCUUGGGGACGAGCGGUGGUAUUUGGAUUAGGGAAAGACCACUGCAAGUGGUAUCUUGAACUGGUUAGAGGUCUGGAUUUUAGUUGAAACUUAGAACAGAAUUUUCACAUACAGAGAUGAGUUGUAUUUGUAAGAAAAUUUUAAAUUGGUGCAAAAGCAUUUCUCAACUAUUAGAGUGUAUUUCUUCAAGUCUAAUGAAAGGAGGUGGAGCUCAUAGGCCGUGGGCCGUUAUGCGAAAAAGUGCUAAGAAAAGCAAUUUCGUGGCAACCCUCUGGGGAAUAGAUUUUCUGUGGUCCAAUUCUUAGUACCAUAGGUUUUCAAUUACCACAAAACGUUCCCAAGCAAAAAAUUUGCCAAGCACCGAGAAAUUGGGUGAUCAGUGAUUAUCCUCUAUUAAAUUGUAUUACAGCAAGAAAAUAUGAAAUUUUGUAUUCAAUUACAACAAAAAUGACUUGCAUCAUCAGAAAGCUUACAAAAAUCUGCAUAUAAGACAUUUAAACAGUAGUUUUUUUUGUUUUCGAGUUAUAUGCUGUCAAAAACGCGUUUUUAUUUACAAGUUUGCCAUUGCAAUAGAUCUAUAUAGAGUACUAUGGGUACAAAUGACUGGAAUUUCCACACAGAGAUAGUUCUCCAAUAACGGGGUUACAAAAAAGAACAACUAAUGGUAUAUCUAAUUAUUUUGAAAUUAAAACAAACAUAAAAAUUAAACACAAAUACAAGAGACAAAGCAAACGUGAUUGACGAACAAACGAACAAAAACUAAAUUUAGCAACAUGUUCGAGUUGAUAACUUCAUUAGUGGGCGAGUGGUGUGACAUUUAAUACACACACACUUAAAUGUUCUUGGAUCUUCAGGGUCAUAAAUUUGUAGGGUUAACUCUACGUAGUAUUUCGUUAGAUUACAUUUAAAUGUAGUUAAUUAGAGAUGUGGUGGUAUUUCUUAUGAAGCCGGGAGGCGUGUUCCAUACAUUAGCAGCUCUGAUGUAAAAGCUGUUUUGAAAAGAAACAGUUUUACUUUUGGUUGCAUGAAGUAGGAUGCCGUUAGUUGAACUAGUAUUCCUUGUCCUAGUACCCAGUCCUUAUUGCGACAUUUUGGUCCAAUUUUCACAAUUAAAACAGCAAUAACUCAAAGACUAUUUGAAGGAUCAAAAAACUGUUUAAAAGUUAAAAGUCUUAUAUGUAGAUUUUUGUAAGCUUUCUGAUGAUGCAAGUCAUUUGUGUUGUAAUUGAACACAAAUUUUCACAUUUUCUUGCUGUAAUACAAUUUAAUAGAGAUUAAUCACUGAUCACCUAUUUUCUCGGUGUUUGGCAAGUUCUUUGCUUGGGAACUUUUUGUGGUAAUCGAGCAUCUAUGGUACUAUGCAUUGAACCACAGAAAAUCUAUUCCCCAGAGGGUUGCCACGAAGCGAAAUAAUUUUGGCCAACGGCCCACGGCCUAUCAUGUUGAUUAGUUGCUGUCAAUCGCAACCACACUCACUGACUAUACACAGCGAUCAAACUUUUAAACUUGUGUCCAAGAUUUAGCAUAUUUCCACAAACAAUCCUGAAUUUAGCCUAGUAUACGUUGACCGGCUAAGAAACGCAUGGCACGUGCCACGUGUUGCAGCUAUUUUAAUAUGUUGCUUUUCGCGCGUGAGGAAAAAAAUUCGCACACGAGACCUAAGCUUUUCAACUUGACACUCAAUAACCACUGAGAUUGAAGAAAAAAUGUUGUUGCUUUUAUUUCAGGAAGUUCACUGGAAAGCAACAUUCACGUGAUUUCGAACGUGACUAUACGUCGAUUUACGAACACGGGAAUCAGUCUUGAUGUGAAUCACGACACGACGGUCAUAAAAAAUUGUCUUAUAACAAAUGCAAAUGCAAAUUGUGUAUCGGUGUCGGGAGAACGAUCUGCAGUGGAACUAUUAAACAAUACAUUUCAAGACAAUGGUAACUCGGCUUAUGCAACGUCCGUACUCGUAUCAUCCAUCAAUUACUAUGUCUCUUUCUACGCAAAUGGAAACACCUUUUAUAACAACAACGUGACCAAGAUGUUGAAACUUUUCAUCACAUAUGAUGUAGCAAGAACUGUAAUUAAGAUCGCCAAUAACGACAUCCUUAAUAAUACUUGCGAGAAUCUGGUUGACGUGGAAUAUGCAGGAAAUUCUUACGCAAGUAGUCUUCGCAGUUCACAGACAAUUUCUCUAGCGAAUAACUACUGGAGACACAAUCAAAUGCGAAGUACCUCAGUAAUAUUAAAGCGAACCAAUAAUUGGUAUUGUACUGGGUACAUAAUUAACGUCUUGCUAAUGGAAAAUGACUUUCUGGACAAUAUAGGUUUGGGCAUUGUUAACAUCCAAUCCUUGUUCAGUUCUGGCAGGGGGAUUGUUGACAUCCAAUACCUAUCGACAAGCAUCAUCGUUAACUCAAAUUUUCUUCAAAGGAAUGUUUUAGAAAAAAGUGCAAUUGUUGCAGCAUUACAAGGUUAUAAUAAUGAUAUUUCAUUAUUACAUAACAGAUUGUUCAAUAACACAGCCGAGAAAUUGGUUGACGUCACUGGAAACGGUCCGAUGGUUGUCAUUCGCAACAACAGCAUGGUGCACAAUGAAAUUGAUAAAAGUAUCUUUAACCUUAUUACUGGCAGUGAUAUUCCGUAUUUAGCACAUUACAGGGUUGCCGGUGAUAUUUCAUUAUUACAUAACAGCUUUUUCAAUAACACAGCUGAAAAAUUGGUUAACGUCAUCAGAAAUAGUUGGAAGGUUGUCAUUCGCGACAAUAGCAUGGUGCACAAUGAAAUUGAUAAAAGUAUUUUUGACCUUGUUACUGGCAUUGACAUUCCGUAUUUAACACAUUACAGAGUUGCCAGUAAUAUUUCAUUAUUACAUAACAGCUUUUUCAAUAACACAGCUGAAAAAUUGGUUAACGUCGUCGGAAAGAGUCGGAAGGUUGUCAUUCACGACAAUAGCAUGAUGCACAAUGAAGUUGACAAAAGUAUCUUGAACGCCUAUGGUGCGGACAGUUUUAAAUUUACCAGAAAUAGUCUGAUUGCAAAUGGCCUUCGUCGACGUUAUUUAUCAUUACCCUACAAUGCCAUCUACAAUGUGUCUGCUGUAAUUUGCUCCAGCAAAAUCAUACGGACGUCUCUCAAUGAGAAUUUCUUUGAAAACCCACUCUUUCCGUGGGAAUUGAUAUUCACGCAAACUUUCAAGCCAUACGAAAUUGACGGUAAAUACAAUUGGUGGGGUUCCAAAGACGAAAAGGAAAUAAUUUUGAGGAUUUUUGAUUUCCGUUGGCGAAAUUAUUUACCUCGACUGAACUUCUCUCCCUUUCUUGCAAGUGCUAAUCUUUCCGACGUUUUCACCGGAGAAACAAAGGUGAACUUUCGUAAUGAUAGCGUAGAGAGAAGACAGGCCGACCUGUGGAGACACUAGUAGGAAUGUUAUAUGUAUAUAUAACAUUCUAAUAUUAUUGUACGUAGUACAGCUAGUGUAACGUGUUUUAGUAAUGGUUUAUAAGAUUGCAAUAUGGAUUUCAAACGUUCUUCUUUGUAAAUUACGUUAUAUAGACGUUAUAAACUGAAUGUGAGAGGGGGAAAUUGGGAAAAGGAACGAAAUCGGGCUAUGCAAGGCAAAACCUGAGUAAUAAUAUGUUUCACACAUGAUGCAUACUUACCUGACGCAGGUACUUACAUGCGUCAG